GCGUGGCCGGGCCGACCGCGGCCCAGCGCCGGUGACUUGGCGCGGCCGGCUGAGCGGCGCGGGGUGUGGAGUGCUCGCGCCGGGGACCGCGGCGCAGCGGCGGGAAGACGCCCGGAGCUCUCCGGCAGCGGGGAUGCGGAUCGGUUUGGGGCCCGAAAACGAAAGGAGAAAUCGGAAGUGACGUCGGGUCCAAACAAGCCGGGCCGGGGGGCCUGCAGUGAGUCUGCGGCGGCAGAUGGAAAGGCCCGCCUUGCCGUGGGCCGUCGAGGGUGGUCGCGAGGCCCAGCGCUCCCGCCCGGCCAGCCCCCAGCCCGGGUCCCCGGGACCCGCCCGCCGCGGGACAGCCCAGGAUUAGGAGGACCCGGGGGCUCCCGUCGUGAGCAUCCACUGGGGACUAGCACAGUUGCGCACUUUUUCUCGUGAGGCGCUCCCCCUUCAUCCCUGGGCUCCGACACACCGAGGUUUUUUAACAUCCAAAUUCCAAGAAUAUACUGGAUACCAGUCUUAUAAAACUAAGAGGAAAUCAUCAAGAAAUGUUUUAAUUAUUGAAACUACGGUUGAAAUCAUGGCUACAUCAGCAAAUCUGGAUGUUGGAGCCCGGCUGAUAGUGGAGGAAUGUCCCGCCAGUUACAAUCUAACUGGCGUGCCAGACGUCAAAAGAGAACAGCCGCUGGAUGCGAGUGCAGAAGAAGGAUCCGCGCAGGGUGUUGCCAUGGGAAUGAAGUUUAUAUUGCCUAACCGAUUCGAUAUGAACGUGUGUUCUCGAUUCGUGAAGUCCUUAAACGAGGAGGAUAGUAAAAAUAUUCAAGAUCAGGUUAACUCUGACCUGGAGGUGGCAUCUGUCCUCUUUAAAGCUGAGUGCAAUAUCCACACGUCUCCUUCUCCGGGAAUCCAAGUGAGGCACGUCUACACUCCCUCCACAACCAAGCACUUCUCCCCCAUCAAACAGUCGACUACUUUAACCAACAAACACAGAGGAAACGAGGUCUCCACCACUCCUCUGUUAGCAAAUUCUUUAUCUGUUCACCAGUUGGCUGCUCAGGGAGAGAUGCUCUACCUGGCUACCCGUAUUGAGCAAGAAAAUGUUAUCAAUCAUACGGAUGAAGAAGGGUUUACUCCUCUGAUGUGGGCCGCAGCACACGGGCAGAUAGCUGUGGUGGAGUUUCUGCUUCAGAAUGGUGCCGAUCCGCAGCUUUUAGGAAAAGGUCGAGAAAGUGCACUGUCCCUGGCCUGCAGUAAAGGCUACACAGAUAUUGUCAAAAUGCUGCUUGACUGUGGAGUUGAUGUCAAUGAAUACGAUUGGAAUGGAGGGACCCCUUUGCUUUAUGCUGUACAUGGAAAUCAUGUGAAAUGUGUAAAAAUGCUGUUAGAAAAUGGAGCUGACCCAACAAUUGAAACCGACUCCGGAUAUAAUUCUAUGGAUUUAGCUGUCGCCUUGGGCUACAGAAGUGUUCAACAGGUUAUUGAGUCACAUUUAUUGAAGCUGCUUCAAAACAUCAAGGAGUAGACGUCAUCGUCAGGAAGCGUUUACCUGCCCUGCGUUUACUUUGGGGCCCUUAUAAAUGAUAGUUUUGUUUACUUAUAAAUUUUUACCUCAGUUGCAAUAUUUACUGAUUUUUAGUAAGUUUUAAUAAAUAUUCUUCUGAGUAAUUCACUGGUUUAUAAUAAAGUUAAUGUUGAUGCUUUUUAUAUAAAUGUGUUUUACUGCAUAUUUAAAAUCAUAAAUUAAUGUUUUGUGGCGUGUAAAUUGUUACGGUACAGACACUCAUCUGUCUUUGUAUCAAGUGCUGUAAUUUAACACGUUCAGAAAUUAUUCUGCCCUAUUCAUCUUGACUCUUGUAUCAACUCCUUGACUUUAUAUGGGGUUUGCUAUAAAUCCAUAGGAGAAAAGAUUGUUAUUGUUGAAUUAAAAAAUGCACAGUGUGAUUGUUUACAAAAUGAUAUAAUAAAUAAAGUACUUUUUCUGUUAGUGUG
Equus caballus (horse) is the source of this 1974-nucleotide messenger RNA. It is a transcript of the gene ANKRA2, whose product is annotated as ankyrin repeat family A member 2. The record is from RefSeq and is a predicted model, not a curated record. Gene Ontology annotation, biological process: regulation of gene expression. Gene Ontology annotation, cellular component: nucleus. Lineage: Eukaryota; Metazoa; Chordata; Mammalia; Perissodactyla; Equidae. Gene Ontology annotation, molecular function: protein binding.